Molecule: messenger RNA, 12314 nt
Organism: Xiphophorus hellerii (green swordtail)
Lineage: Eukaryota; Metazoa; Chordata; Actinopteri; Cyprinodontiformes; Poeciliidae
Gene: grik5
Product: glutamate receptor, ionotropic, kainate 5
Exons: 22
Coding region: 2460-5675 (1071 amino acids)
Biological process (GO): monoatomic ion transport
Cellular component (GO): membrane
Molecular function (GO): signaling receptor activity; ligand-gated monoatomic ion channel activity
Source: RefSeq, a predicted model, not a curated record
AGGAAAGAGUGGGAGAGAGUGUGUGUAAGAGAGAGAGAGAGAGAGAGAGAGAAGGUUGAUUAGAUUGGAGAGAGCCAAGGAGGUACGGCUGUACUAUUGAGCAGAGGGAGUGCGUGACUGACUGAACGCCGAAUCACAGCGAAGUCCACAGCCAGGCGGACGAACUGGACCUAAAUCAACAAAUGGAGACUGAAAAACUGGAUGGAUACUGCGUAUAAAGGAGGAAGUGUUUGCCUUAAUGUGUGUGUAUCUCUGCAUCAGAGCUGCGAGGAACCCACGGGGAGGCGAGGGAAAAUAGCGGACAACUCAUUCGUCUCCCUUGGAAGCAGAGCUGUGAGCCAGAACAGAGUCAACCGGGGGACUCGCUGGGAUUUUGAAUAUAAUCUCACGCCGGUGUGUGUGUGUGAGUCAGUGUGUGUAAGCUGAUAAUAGCAGCUCCAUUGGUAUUCAGCGGAGGGAGCUCCAGGAUCUCGCUGCGCCUUUUCCCCGGGAUGGGAUCACAGAGCAGGGAUUGUGCUUGCCUGAGGAGAGCCCGCUGAAAUGGGCCCCAAACCUGGGAGCGGUGGUCGCCGAAUGGGCAGCGUGGACACCAACAUGUUCCCUUCAGCAGCUAGCUUUCCACACCUGACCAUCUCCAGCAUCUCCAGCAUCUCCAGCCGUCCGCUGCAGCCGGCGCUGAGCCUGCAGAGUUGAGGUUGGGGUUGCCUGGAGCCGUCUGCAGGAAGCAGAGAGAAACAGGCCUCGGAGGAGUCGACGUGCCACCAGCCAGUCAGUGCAUCAAGCAAUUAAGCUGCUUGAACUUCGUCUGAAAUGAAAUAUGAUGCGGUGAUGCUUGAGCAGCGGUACGGAGCUUUUGGACGUGUACGGAUUUAUUGGCUGGAUAUUUCGUUGAGAUUACGACACUUUUGGGGCGCAACUCAGUGCCGGGUCACUUUCUCCACAUAAGUUUGUGGGCAAAGGCGAGUAAUUGAAAAUCACCCCCCCCUGGGAGGCUAGUUUUUAUUUUGACUUUUUUUUUUUUUCUUUUUCCAAAGGAGCAACUUCUGUACCUGAAAUUUCCUGUCCCUUCUCUCACAUUGCAGAGAAAUACAUUAUGAAGCAGCACCAUUCUUCUUCAUCCUCCCUCAGUGACGGAGAGAGAAGAGGGACAGACUGUCCAGAAUAGAUAACGAAUAAGGAGACAGCCACUGAGCAAGGGAGGAGGAGGGGGGGAAGCAGAAAACAGAAGGACAGGUGGAGAAAAUAACACGAAAGGAGACAGACAGAAGAGAGAGAGCGAGAGAAAAAAACAGAAUUAACUAGGAUUGUCCAGAGUCCUUUUUUAGACCUCCUGUAAUUCGUCUGGGGUGUGUUGGAGGGUAGUUAACGCCAUGGGCAGGGGAGGGGUCAGGAUUUCAGCCAGAGGGGGGGCUUGAGUUCACUGUCUGGUCUGAAGCUGCUGUCUCUGUGUGUUGGUGUUUGAACUAAACCAUGGCCCGGUAAACAGACACCUGUACGGACUGACAGAGAAGCUCUGAGACAGAGAGGAAGACAGCUACACAGCCGAAGUGUCAGGCAAAAAAAAAAAAAAGGCAGCAGACAUCCAGAGCUGGCAGAGCCGACGUUCUGCAUUUCAUUGUUAUUCCACUCAGUGUUUUCAGAGGAGGUAAGAAAAAGCAAAGAGGAGCAUCCUCGUGUUUGUGGCUCCUUUAGGAUCCAUCUAAGUCAGUACUGUUGCACUGAAAAAAGCCCAAUAUACAGCAAAGGGAGGGUUGUUACUAAAAAGGAAAUCCAGGUUGGAAAGAGAGAGAGGGUGGAAGGCAGACAGAAGCGGAGCGAGGGAGCAGGUGUCAGAAAUCCUCCCCUUCAUCUGCUUGUCAUUUACUCCUUUAUGCUCGCUCGUCGUUUGGCACAGGGAUUGAUUUUCUGACGCCGCCGUUACUCCUCCUAUAAGCCCUCUGCGGUCCCUGGGUGCAAGCAAGACAGAGGAGAGCAGAAAAAGACCACAACAACAACAAAAAAGGGAAAGGAUGGAGCCUUUCUCAUUGACUGAUUUUUCACUCCCUGCUUUUCCAGUUUGUCGAGGUGGCCUCUUGUUAUUUCUUCUCUAAGUAAAGCGAAAGAAGAAAAACACCCACCAAAUCAAUCCCUCAUUCUGUUUGUACUCAAGAACUGAAUCUCCCCUCUCAUCGACUGUUCCUCUACAUGGAUUACCUUUUCCUCUGAGUUUUAAGCACUGGCUUGCUCCAGAUUUCCUCCACUCCUCCCCUCCAGUGACAAACUCCUCUAACUCCCCCCGCCAGCAUCCGUGUCCCCUCACCCGCCGGCUGAGGUGCAGGAACUCUGUGCUCUCGAAUCCUAGCGCCCUCGUUGAAUCACCACUACAGCUAUAGUAUGGCACGGCCCCUCUGAAACUGUCUGAAUCAUUCUGUGUUGGUACAGGCAGCCAGCAGACCGUUCUCCAUGAGGAGCAGUAGAAGAUGCCGGCUCUGCCAGCACUGCUGCUGUCAAUACGCUUCCUCUCCUUCCUGCUAGCCACGAUGCCACCACUCUCCCUCAGUCAGGCCCCUCUGCUCUCCUCUGUCCGCAUAGCUGCCAUUCUGGAUGACCAGUCUGUGUGUGGGCGCGGGGAGCGGCUGGCGCUGGCCCUGGCCAGGGAGAACAUCAACAGCGUGAUAGAGGGUUCAGUGCAAGCCCGAGUGGAGGUGGACAUAUACGAGCUGCAAAGAGACUCCCAGUAUGACACCACUGACACCAUGUGCCAGAUUCUACCCAAAGGCGUCGUCUCUGUGAUCGGUCCAGCCUCCAGCCCCGCCUCCGGCUCUACUGUCAGUCACAUAUGUGGGGAGAAAGAGAUCCCUCAUGUAAAAAUUGGUCCAGAGGAAACGCCCCGCCUGCCUUACCUGCGCUUUGCCUCAGUUACUCUGUACCCCAGCAACGAGGAUCUGAGCCUGGCCAUAGGCUCCAUCUUACGCUCGUUCAGCUACCCGUCUGCCAGCUUGGUCUGUGCCAAGGCUGAAUGCCUGCUGAGGUUGGAGGAACUCGUUCGUCGCUUUCUCAUCUCGCGGGAGACGCUGUCCGUCAGGAUGCUGGACGACAACCUGGACCCCACGCCCCUCCUAAAGGAGAUCCGUGACGACAAAGUAGCCACCAUCAUCAUUGACGCCAAUGCUUCUGUCUCUUAUCUCAUCCUCAAGAAGGCGUCAGAGCUGGGAAUGACAUCAGCAUUUUAUAAGUACAUCCUCACCACCAUGGACUUUCCCCUCCUGAGACUGGAUGACAUUGUGGAUGAGCAGUCCAACAUCGUGGGUUUCUCCAUGUUCAACACCACACAUCCGUUCUAUUUGGAGUUCAUCAGGAGCCUGAACCUUUCAUGGAGGGAGGGCUGCGAUUUGACGUAUCCCGGCCCUGCGCUCUCUUCAGCGCUGAUGUUUGAUGCCGUUCAUGUGGUUGUGGGGGCGGUCAGGGAAUUGAACCGCAGUCAGGAAAUUGGAGUAAAGCCCCUGAGCUGCACCUCGCCUCAGAUCUGGCAACACGGGACCAGCCUCAUGAAUUAUCUUCGCAUGGUGGAGUACGAUGGCCUGACGGGGCGAGUGGAGUUCAACAGCAAAGGUCAGAGGACCAACUACACCCUGCGGAUCCUGGAGAAACACAGAGGAGGCCACAAAGAGAUUGGGAUUUGGUACUCCAACAACACUUUGGCAAUGAACUCCACCAGUUUGGAUAUUAAUGUUUCAGAGACGCUGGCGAACAAGACCCUGAUUGUCACCACCAUCUUGGAGAACCCAUAUGUGAUGCGCAAGGACAAUUACCAGGAUUUCGAGGGAAACGAGCAGUAUGAGGGUUUCUGUGUUGACAUGCUGAGGGAGCUGGCAGGCAUCUUAAAAUUCUCCUUCAAGAUCAAGCUGGUGGAUGACGGGCUGUAUGGGGCCCCGGAGCCCAACGGCUCUUGGACCGGCAUGGUAGGAGAGCUGAUCAACAGGAAAGCGGACCUGGCCGUGGCAGGCUUCACCAUCACAUCAGAGAGAGAGAAAGUUAUCGACUUCUCUAAGCCUUUCAUGACCCUGGGGAUCAGCAUCUUGUACCGAGUUCAAUUGGGUCGGAAGCCAGGCUACUUCUCCUUCCUGGAUCCUUUCUCUCCAGCUGUCUGGCUCUUCAUGUUACUCGCCUACCUGGCUGUCAGCUGUGUGCUCUUCCUGGCAGCAAGGUUGAGCCCAUACGAGUGGUACAACCCUCACCCGUGUCUGCGGGAGCGCAGGGACAUGCUGGAGAACCAGUACACACUGGGAAACAGCCUGUGGUUCCCCAUCGGCGGCUUCAUGCAGCAGGGAUCAGAGAUAAUGCCCAGAGCCUUGUCCACCAGAUGUGUCAGCGGUGUGUGGUGGGCGUUCACGCUGAUCAUCAUCUCCUCUUACACGGCCAACUUGGCAGCCUUCCUGACCGUUCAGAGGAUGGAGGUUCCCAUCGAGUCUCCAGAUGAUUUGGCUGACCAGACCAACAUUGAGUACGGCACCAUUCAUGGAGGAAGCACCAUGACUUUCUUCAUGAACUCGCGGUACCAGACGUACCAGCGGAUGUGGAACUACAUGAACUCCAAACUGCCCAGCGUUUUUGUGAAAAGCACAGAGGAGGGAAUCGCCCGUGUUCUCAACUCCAAGUAUGCCUUCCUGAUGGAGAGCACCAUGAACGAGUAUCACCGCGGCCUCAACUGUAACCUCACACAGAUAGGAGGACUGCUGGACACCAAGGGCUACGGCAUCGGCAUGCCGCUAGGAUCUCCAUUCAGAGAAGAGAUCACACAGGCCAUCCUCCAGCUGCAUGAGAAUAAUAGGCUGGAGAUCCUGAAGAGGGGGUGGUGGGACGGAGGCCAGUGUCCCAAAGAGGAGGACCACCGUGCCAAGGGUCUGGGCAUGGAAAACAUUGGGGGCAUCUUCGUGGUGCUGAUCUGCGGCCUCAUCAUCGCCGUGUUUGUGGCUAUUAUGGAGUUUGUGUGGUCGACGCGCCGCUCGGCAGAGACUGAUGAGGUAUGCCCCCAUACCUGCCCUCGCCGGCCCCACAGACACACCCCAGUGUCUGUUUGUCAAGAGAUGAUCACCGAGUUCAGAAACGCCGUCUCUUGUAAGAAGAGCUCCCGCAUGCGCCGCAGACGACCCCUGGGCAGCUCGGCGGCCCUGCGUCACCCGACCCGCAUCGCGCUCGGAGCCCCCCGGCCGCUGCGCCUGGUCCGGGAGAUGCGGCUCAGCAACGGGAAGCUGUACAGCGGCGCCGGCCCCCUGACCGGUGGGGCGGGAGGGACAGGACUGCCCGAUCUGGGCCCCGGGCCCCAAAGGAUCCUAGAUGAUCCUCUCGGAGCAAACACCACCCCGCCUCCGCCGGCUCCCACGCCUGUGAUGCUGCCCGCCCGCAGCUGCAGCCACGUGAGGAUCUGCCAGGAGUGCAGAAGGAUCCAGAGCCUGAGGUCCGGUAGCUGUUUGGGGUCAGCGUCCACAAGAAUACCGCCCUCCUCUGCCCCGCUGCCGAGGCUACCUCCACCCCCACCUCCGUCCUCAUCCAACACAGACAGUGAGGGUGGAGGCGGGACCAGUCCGAGGCGGCAGCAGCGCCACAGCCCUCCGCCUCCGUCACCUCGCCGCAUCCCCGCUCCCCCACAGAGCAGCAACAACACGGACCUGCUGGGAGACCAAGAGGGAGUGUAGGAGCGCUGGGUGGGUGAGAGACUCAGAGGAACGGGUGAGGAGGUGGAGGAACACAAACUGUAAGUUUCUCCAGUUCACCCUGAGGCGGACAGAUACAGAACCGACUGUGAUGGUCAAAUAUUAGGCUGCUGUUUUUGGCUCUGAAGGAAAAUUUUGGACAAAUCUGAGAGGAGCUGCAUUUUCCUGAAGGAUGAUUUUCUCUCCUCUCGAUUCUCCUUCAGACUACGAAGUUCUGGGUUUCUUUUCCAGAGACUCUGCCGGAGGCUAACUCGCCCUUUUGGUAAAACUGAAGCCAAACUGGAGGCUUAAAAACGGCAACAAAAAAAGACUUCCAGAGAAUUAUUUACUGUUUUUUUCUUUUGUUGUCUUUGUUUUGUUACCAUUGUUCUAAGUGGGAAUAAAUACAGACUAUGUGUAACAUUUUGGUGGACUGUAACCUUCUAAGUGAAUUGACAACGGCUAAUUUUUCUAACAUUUUUGUGUCCCUCCCUCAGCUCUGAAGCUGCUCUUUGGAUGAUGCUGUGAAAGUCUGAUGAAACCAUUUAAGGCGACACGCAGUGGCUAAAAGCUACAUAGUUUACACACUCCUGUUAAAACUCUCGGUUUUUCAGAAUAUUACAAUUUAAACCACGAUGAGUCGUUUCCAAACUUUCUCCAUCCAUAAUGUGACAUUUAUCCCAUGAAGUUUUACUGAAAUGUAAACAAAUCUCUUACAGAGAAAGUUGUAAAAGAUUAAAUAGGUGACACUAACCUGGCCGCAUCAACUGCACACUUAUAAUCUAAUACUAAUAUUUAAGAUGAGAACUCAAGCAAACUUUUUGCUCCCCCAUCUGUCUUCUGUGACUAAAUUUCCUCAAAUGGAGCUCAGGUUUUUGUCCACGUCAAUUAAAUUAUAGACAAUUUCAAAUAUUGGUAUGCCCUGACUCAAAACCUAUAAGCUAAAGAUGAUGUGCAAAGUUCUGUGUUGGCCAGAUGAGAAUACAAACUAAAUCUGAGUCGUUUUGUAAGGUUACUGCAGAGGGCAGAUUUGGAGAAUCUUUCAGCAUCUUUAGGUAAAGAUGUGAGAUGCUAAUAGAUUCCCACCAAAGAAAACUGGGUGCUGAUGUUCAGUCCAAAAGUUUCUCAAAACAUUAGAUUACCUUAGUGCAAACACUAAUGCAACAUGAUUAUUGCACCUUUUUUUCCCCCAACCUAGCAGUUCUGUUUGGUUUUCAGUUAAUUUGAACAGGAUGUAUUGUAUGUCACAUUAAAGUUGGGGGGAGGAUAUUUGGAAGUUAUUCAUCAUUAUCUAAAUUUUUAAAAUCUUAGAAUUUAACUAGGAGUGUGCACACUUUUUUUUAAAACCACUGUGCUGCAAACACUGGCACAGAAAAGUGUGUGUCUCCCUUUCUUUGCGGUGUGUGUGUAAUUCGUGUGCGUCUUGUAAGUCUGUCCCUAACUGCUCUAAAUGAACCAUGUGUUCAACAUCAAAACCCUUCUACAGAUGUUAGAUAAUCAGACGGCUCCAAAAAGUGAAGAGAGACCUUUGAAGUGUGAAAUUAAUCUCCCUCGUUAUCCUGAGUAACAUUCGCCAAACCUUUACUUUUUCUUGCCUUUGUUUUAACAGCGUAGACGAGACGGACGAGGCGACGCAGGGAAACGGCGCAGAGAAAUAAAAAGAUGGAAAGAGCCGUGGAGUAAAACUGACACUCUUAAAUUAAAAUGAGAAAUGUGUCCUUCAACUUCUUCCAUCAUGACGACUGUCCUGAUCUAUUAAUUCUGGGCAUCUUUUAAGGGCCUUGUUAACGUGCCAGCAGGCUGCAGCACUGCUUACUGUUCAACACACUAACUUGGCCGUCCACAGUAGUAACUCCUGCCAGAGGGAUGGGCUCAACUCAGGCGCGUCAAUAGUGUUUCAAGCUUUUGAUCGCCUAAUUAGUCCCCUCUGUGGCGAAGGGACUCAUUCAGGAAACUUGCUAAUGAUUUUGAACAUAUCUCUAAAUAUUAAUUUGUGUUAGCGGCCUCAGACGUCAAUAAAAGCAGUUUAAAAUCUCUGCUAAAUUUAAUCGUAACCCUGGUAAAGAUGAGUCAAAAGCAAUCAAAUGAAAUUAACAUUUUAUUGCAAUGGGAAAUCCCACUGAUUUAAAGAAAAAAAAAAAUCCAACCUUUAAUUUGAGUUCUGAGUUAGGGGGAAAACAUCUGGGCUAAGGAAGAAAUGUUUUAAUGGCAUACAAUAUGAUGGACCGGUUCUCGUUGGGAUUAGGGGCCGCUACCGGGCUGAAAUCUGCAAAUACCUUUGACCCAAGUCCAAAAUCCUUGAAACUGCCUAUUUUAAUAGUUCAAACACCAAAUAAACCCUAAUUAUUAUACAGUGGAAAUCCUCUUAACCCUACCAGAGAAGCUAACAUCCAGAGUCUUCCUCAUCUCCGCUCUUGAAGGCGCCAACGAAAAUAAACGGCAUUCCUGGAUUGGCUAAUUAGCUAAUAGCAUGUCAUGUAGCAUUACACAAAUAUAUCCCCAAUCUGUAUCUCUUUCAAAUAUUUUUAAUAUAUGCUCUACAAAAAUGUAUGAAGAGGUAAAUUUUUCCACAAAUAAUUUGGAUUCAGAUUCCAUAGAAAAAAAUCACAAACAGGUGAAUAGUGAACCACAGAUAGGUGGUUAAAAGUAACUCGAGCCUUUCUUAUAAUAAUAAUAAAUUAAUACCCUUUUUUUAGCUGCCUCUAGUCUGUAUGAUGGUGCUAAGAUUGAUGUAUUAGCCAAUCAACUCUCCCAGGUGUUUUUAAAAUUUUAAAGGUUGGAUUUUUUUUAAUUUGUCAGUGUGCGAUUAUGACUAAGUUAAAAUGAGUAAAAACAUCAUGAUAAUCUUUCUCUUGUUGUCUCCAGAUGCCAGAACAUUCCUGAUCCAGCUGACUGUCCACAGGACCCAGCUGGCUGCAGGUGUUUUGGGUUUUCUGUGUUAAAAUCGAGCUUUUCAUGAAUCUGUCUUUUUCAUCCUGAAAGUCUGCAGCCUGCUGUGGAAACGCUUUCUUCGUCUCUUUGAGCUAUCGGAGUGUGUUAGAGGGGCGACAUCCAGCAGGGACAGUGCUUUGUCUGCAGGAGUGUUUGUGUCAAUGUCCCAUCUCCAUGAACACUGCAGGGACGAAACAUUUCCCAGCAGAACCUUGCACUAUAAUGAGGUGAUCAAUGUUAUUUACUUUAUCCAUUUGACUUUAAUGUUGUGGUUGAUCUAUAUAUAGGCAGGGUCCUUAAAGGGAAUGCACUGGUGGGUUUUUAUCUUAUUCUCCUUUCACUUAAAUCACUACACAUUGAAGGUCACUGCUAAUGAGUUGUCAAGAACUUAUUUCAACCUUAUUUACACCAGAUAUCUGUAAAACUAUAUAUAUUUAAAGAGAUAUCAGUUUGUGUUUGUUUCUGCUUAAGAAACACUCAUACUAGAGUGAUUUUGUUUUAAACUUAACUCAAAAGGAUCUAUUUUUAAUACAUGACUGUAUUCAGAGUCACUUAAAUGCUUUUUCUUUUCCAGUGGAUUUGUUCUGCUCCUGAAAGUUGUUCUUAUUAAUAUGUCAUUACCUUCACUUUAGUAACAUCUGCUAAAAGCUGCAGCUCACAGCUGUUUUAGGUUCCUCUUGUAGUUUUUUGUGUGAAACAUGAAGAAAAGUUUGAGCUGCUUACUCAUCUAAACUUUUUUGCAUUAAAAUUGCAAAUGGCUAAGAUCAGUUUUAGGUCAAAUCUGUAUGCGCCAUAAACAUUAACAUAGAUUUACAUCGAUUGUCGCCAAAUGAUGGAGGAUCUGAUGGAAAUUAAUGUCUGGAUGAUUAAAAGACCAAAUUUUGCGCCUGUUAACCUUAAAAAUGGCAAUUUCAGCAUUUUUCUUUUUUCUUUCAGGUUCUCCAGAUUUUAUUUGCAUUUAAUUGCAUUAAUUCAAAAUUUAACAGACGUUUGUCAAAAACUUCACCAGAAAACCAGACAUAAAACAGGUAAAAAAAUCCUUCUUACUAUAUUUUCUAGAAUACUGAUGCUACAGAUACACAUACAAACAUUAUACUUACCAAUAAAGUAAUUUCUAAUAAAAGAAGUCUAAUUUCUUUGAGCAUGGGUUAUAAUACACAAUUCUUCAUAAUUUCUUGAGUUAAUUUUGCUACAUUUAUGAGUUAUGAGGCUGCAAGACAAAGAUACAAGCAGAGACUUUCUAAAGAAGCAGGUGGUCAAAGUUUAAAUGACACUAAGUAAAACAACAAUACACAAAUGUAAGUUUCAUGAUGGACUUACAUAAAUCAUAAUGUAAAUAUAUGAUUAUGACAUCUUCAGUCUUGUUCCUGUAGCAAAGAUAUACAUUUUUCAGCCAACAGUCAAUUUUUAUCAAAAGAAAAUAUUGAAAGAUUAGUUUUUUCCUGCUAUUAAACUUUACAUGUGGUGACAUGGACUCCUGCGUUGUGGUGCGCUUAGAGGUGAAGCAGCAUACUUCAUUGUAGGUGCAAAAAGGAUCGUGUCCUGGAAAAUGUUUGCAAAUUACUGCUGGCUUUUGAAAGGACGACCUCAAGUCUGUAGGAGACGGUUUCUUUCUUGUUGUUGAUUCAUCCACUGACCUAAGGCAAGUGAGGUCUGCAGAGUGUUUGAUGUUAUUCUGGAUCGUUUCUGAUGUCUCAUUGAUGUGUUCUUGGAGUAAUCUUGGUUGACCUAUCACUCUUAGAAAGGUUAACCGCUGUUCAAUGUUUUCUCCAUUUUAAAAAGAGGCUCUCAACUUUAGUUCGCAGGAGUCUCAAAUUCUUAGAAACAGUUUUUUGACCAGACUGAUGUCGGUGACUUUGUUUUCGUUUCUUUAAACCGAGGCAUAAAGUCUUGCUUUUUAAAAACUUUUAGCCUGCUUCAUUUUUGACAGGUUCUAUUUAAAACCUAGGUGUGCCUUAUGACGCAGUACUCAGCUGUCCAAAAAUGUGGAUAACUCAUGAUUUAACAAGGUGGGCAAUUAUUUUUUCACACAAGGCCGGCUUGGUUGGAAUAGACUUUUUUCUCUUCAUAAAUUAAAUCAUUACUUGACAACUGAUGGGGUCUUUUUAAAUUUCUGAUCUUAAGAUUUGUUUGCUAAUCUUAUGCAGGUAAAAAAAAAAAUCUGGGGGACAAAUCCGUUUUCGAGCCGACAUGAAUUAAAACGUACUUCUUCUAUGUUAAACCACAUCUGUUGCUCCAGAUAUUUUUUCUAAUUAAGCGUAAAUUUAAAAUUAACCUCAUGUACUUAAUCACAAAUAAAUAACACCCUGAUAAACAUGUGACCUCUUGUCACUUCCGUUUUACGACCCUCUAUUUUUAGUGUCCUCUAAAUCGGAUGAUCUAACGGUUAUGAAACCUGCUACCUAUUCCUUCCUUCCUGUGACUCACCGUUUAAAUGCUCGUAUGAAGUCCUGUAAAGUCAAACUACUUCUAAAAGUCUUUGUUUGUGUUCAACCAACAAUGAUGCAACAUUGUAAUGGAGACUAAAGUAUUUUCCGGUCCUCCUGCUGUUCUCUCUGUGGGGUUUUCAAUUAUUUUAAGGGCCUGGAAUAUAGAGAACACUUCACCCUCAACUCUAGGAGGCAGCUGUUUUGCCGCUUUGCUUGGAAACAUCAAUAUGCAGGAUAUGGACAGGUGAAGAGCCCAGAGAGAGAUCAAGCCUUUGUUUCAACACUCCUGAAACAAAGGAGAUCUGAGGCAGUUAGCUGUUCAAACAGCGAAAGCCUUCAGGCUUUUCACGACUCCCGAGGCUGUUGAAGGUGAUAGUUGUACGUCUGUGUUUACACUGAAUCUCUAAAAGCGGGAAACAGAGGUUGAGAAGAGCUGCCAGAACCACCAGUCCACCCUUUAGGAAUCCUCCUGAAAAAUGCAGCAUUGCAAAUUAUUCAUUUUGCUGAUUCGCUGACACCUUUGUGCUGCAGAUAACGAGUGAUAACAUUGUUUGCUCACGUUACGCCGUUUCUCUGAAUGAUCGGUGUCAGCAGAAGCGGGCCGGCUUCGAUGUUUCUCUCUUUAUCUGUGUUUACUUCUGCUUUUGUGUCCUGAAUGCUGACAAGGCAGCCUGAGCUAAAACGCUUCCUCAAGUCGCCUCAGUGAACACGCACAAACAAAAACUCUUUCAUCCACAGUGUCUGUAUCUCACCUCUCUUUGUCUGAAUUGUAAAACCACACUGGUUGUUCCUCAUGUUUGCAACUUCAUUCCUAGAUUUACUUUAAUGUCUGUUUUCAACAAACUAUAGAACCAUUCAGCUGGUUACUGACAGCUUUAAAUCAUCAGCUGGCAGUAUUUUAGAGCAGCAGUGUAACGGGGGGGAAAGGUUGCUGGUAUGGAUCCCAAAGGGAAGGGAGGGAUUACAAAAUGAACAAAAAGAGGCGAUUACUCCACUGAACGAACAAACAAAAAAAAUCACAUUUGUUUACUUUUAUGUUCUUUUUCUUUAGUAGUUUUUUCAUAUUUCUAUACUAGUGCUAAAUGGAUUAUUAAAAGUGAUAAAUAUUCUGAUUAAAUUGUUAUUAUUCCUAUUGAAAAACUUGAGGCUCUGCUGUGUGAUUGUGGAUGACGAGUUGAAGAGGAAAAAUGUUUGACUGUCAUGAUGUUCUUCAGAGAGGUUGCCCUGUUGUUCAAAUCUAUAAAAGAAACACAGAGUUCUUUAAUUAAAAAAUAUUAAAGCA